Monascus purpureus is the source of this 870-nucleotide messenger RNA. NCBI's taxonomy places the organism in Eukaryota, Fungi, Ascomycota, Eurotiomycetes, Eurotiales, Aspergillaceae. The record is from the annotation of a GenBank genome assembly.
AUGUCUUCGUCCAUACGACACCAGUGUCGAUACUCCAGGCAUAUCAUUGGUGGUCGUCCAACUUCUCUUGCCGCACUCGAAGAGAACUCACAGUGUAACCAGUGUUGCUUGUCGAUUACAGAAAGUACCUCCAUGCAGGAUGACCUUGCGAUUCUCUUUACAAAGCAUAUGAACAUAGAAGCAUUGACGCCAACUGCUGGCCAGCAGUUCUCUACGGCAUCUCCUUCUAAGCCUUUGUCGAUUCCAUACAGCAUCAGUCAACAUUACCAUCAUUCUUCACAUUUAGCGCCGCAGGCGACAGCAGCUUCAAGAUCUCCACACGGGGUACUGCAGUUUGGUUCUGGGCAACCUGUUUUGACUAUAAGUGAUAUUCUGAGAAGCCACAAUAUCGAUCCUCUGCGUUUUACUCCAAGCCAGCUUGCGCUUUUCGAAAAUGCUGGGGAUGAGCAAAGAUCUCGAUUGAUACAGAUCUGGCAACUUUUCCUAGAAGGUGGCGCAAAUUCCAGCCCUGGAAAUGCAGGAGAGGGAGGCUCUGGCGGUUUCAAGCAACCGAUGGAGCCUAGGGGGAGCUCAGGCUUUAUGGAACAAUUCUGGCAGCCAUCGCAGCCUCAUCCUGAAGACUUGGAAAUGCAAGAUUCUCACCGGCAAGGAGAUAAUGACGAUACACAGCAGUACGCCGAGCCAUAUAUGGCCUCCGGCUAUGAAAACACGAUCUCUCAGAAGGGAUAUGACCACAGUGGAACAAACACCGAACCGGAAUUUGCUAUGUUUGGAUCUGCAAAUCUGCCGAACGAGCCUACAUCUGGUUUCCCAUACAGUGUUUCAACCGAUCCAGUCUAUCAAAGCCAACGGUGGUGGGAGUUCGCCUAA